AUGCAAGGAGAGACAAAUCGUAUGUGGGCGAGUGCCUCUUUUGUCGGUGUCCUCAUCAUCAUAGGUCUACCGCUGUGGUGGAAAACUACAGAAGUUUACAGAGUGGCGUUGCCGUACGAUAGAAUCAACGCAUUCAACACAGAAUCCCACUAUAUAACAACUGAGCUGACGGUACUCGCCAAUGAUGAGAAGACUGCAGCGGACGUGGCAGAACAAAUUGAGAAAGAAUUUAAACAAUAUGAUGUAAUAAAACUCAAAAUCACUCGUCAAGUGAUACCAGCUAAACUCCAAAAUGCCCUCGACUCAGUGGCAGAAGAACAAGAGGCACUCGAAGAAGUGAGUAAUGGGUUCGAUAUGAAGAAACAUAACACGUUCUAUGUGGUUCAACGGAAGCCAUUGUUUCAAGAUGUCUGGGUUGGCGGUGAAAGGGUUGCUUUCUUUAGGGAUGCUAAAGCGGUACCCACAUUAAUCCACGCUCUAAAAGAAUGGAUAUAUCAGCCGUCAGUAUUGGCCGGGUCCAGGUCUGAGAUAGCGGAUGCUGCGAGACAGAUCAGGUUUCCGACGGAGCCCGCCUUCCACGUGGUGCUGUCGGUUGUGCAUCCAACUCCUCACUUGAUGAAGGUGGACUUUGAUGCUCGGGAGGCGGUGGAUGAUUACAUAGGAUCUUUUGUAGACGAAAUCUCCGAGCUUCACAACUUCACCCUCAAGUCUCAAUGGCUGCAUCUUCUAGAUUUUAAUUUUGAAGCCAAAGAAAAGAAUGGUGCGUGGUGGGUGCAGGCGGACCGCCUGCCACUGCUGCUGACGCGGCUGGAGGCGCGCGCCGCCACGCACGUGUCGGAGCGCGCCACCAUCAACCUGGCGCUGUACGUCGCGCCCUGCGCCGUCUCGCCGCUCGUUAUACACGAUGUUAAUAAAAUAGAAUCCGCCGUCCAAGCCUUCAUGUCGCCUAAAUGGGGAGGCGUCGUGUUUGGAAACCCCACUAAAGAGGAUUGUGAGCAGAAGACUUACAAGCCUAAUGUUAACUUAGUAAUGGGCAUUUUCAUAUCACAGCUCAGGAAGCUGUUGGGGAUUACUGAUAAGGAGCAUAUCAAUGGCGCCCACCUGGAACCGCUGCGUUCGGUGUCGCCGCGCGCCUGGGAGCUGGACGCGCUGCUCCGCAUCAGGACCCUGGAGCAGGUGUCCUCGGCUGAGAGGAGCUUGAAGUCGCUGGCCAAGUUGCUUGGUGAAAUAUCAAACAUAGUGAUAAACGACGAAGUGGGCGCGUCCAUCUCGCAAGCAGUGCACAGCAUAGAGCGCGGCACGCGGCUGCUGCAGGGCGGGCGGCUGCGGACCGCCCACGCCACUGCGCGGGAAGCCUUCCUGGCGGCGGAGACCGCCUUCAUGGAGCCCAGCCUGCUCGCCUUGCUGUACUUCCCGGAUGAUCAGAAAUACGCAAUCUACAUCCCCCUGUUCCUGCCCAUCAUGUUCCCGGUCGUGCUGUCCCUGAAGAACUUGGCGCUGUGGCUGCGCGGGAAGCCCGUGCAUAAGGAGAAGACUGAA
This is a messenger RNA of Brenthis ino (lesser marbled fritillary), 1539 nucleotides long. NCBI's taxonomy places the organism in Eukaryota, Metazoa, Arthropoda, Insecta, Lepidoptera, Nymphalidae. The record is from the annotation of a GenBank genome assembly.